AUGAUUGACAGUAUCCCAUCACUGACAAGUACAAAACAACUUUCGUCUGCUGAAGCUAGUAUACCAUCAGAUUCCAUUACCCAAGAAGAAGAGAAAAAUGUUCAAGAAUUAGGAAUUUUCUCCAUUAAACAACAAGAAUCGGGACCAUCAUUUGAGAGAAGCCUUAUUACCGCUGAAAUAGAUUCGCGCUAUGACUCCUUGAUUGAACAUAUUGAAAGUUUGCGAAAACCAGUGGGGGAAAAUGAAACAAGCAUCGUCAGAAGCGAAAUUCCUGCAUCAAAGUCUCAUCUAUUAAGUACAGUUGAAGUAAGCCACAGAUACGACAGCUUAAUUGAAAGAAUCGACGGUUUAGAAGAAGCAACUGCGAAAAGUCUGAAAGGAACGGAAAGAAGAGAUCAACUUGACGAAGUACAAAAUUCAUCUAAUGAAAUCAUUAUGGGAGAACAACUCCAAGUAAAACCCACUAUUGAAACGGAACAGCUCCCAAUAUACAAUGAUGACAUAUCUACUGAUUUGAUGCAACAAGAACGGCUAAUGGAUGGAAGUAUUCCAGUGGAGAAUACAUCUGGUUCUGCUUCACAACAAAAUGUUUCUAUUCUCACUAUCGCAAAAGAAGAGAAGCCUAAUGAUCAACAUGAAAGCAUACUUGACAAGCUGAAACAAGCUGUUAAUGACACUGCUCAAAAAGUCAUUGAUAAUAUCCCAUCGUUUCAUACAAGUACGAAUCAAGAGCAAACUAUAUUACAGAAUGAUGCCAAGACAGCACAUUUAGAAUUAAAGACACCAAUUGAGCAAGAUGAUCAAUCAAAAAACCUAAAACAAUCAAAUAUAAACACCGGAUCUACCCCAGAUUCAACAGCGGCACAACAACAACAGCCAAGUCUAUUCGAAAGUAUUAGACAAACUAUCGCUACUCCGUUAUCUACAGUCGCUGAAACCGUGCAAAAAACGAUCGAUAUUCUUCGAACUGCGCCAGAGGAUAAUGAAGUAGAGCACAAUAAACACGAUGAUACACAAGAUAUCUCUACUGAAGAUAACAAGAGUAUUUUAAUCUCACCUUCGAAAACUGAGAGAACAUAUCAUGAAGUUCCAUCCUAUAAUCAUUAUGCAGUACGAGAUGCUGAGCCAUUGUUAGAAAAUUUCAUCAGAACUAAUGUAUUGUCGAAUGAAAAGAAAGUCGAAGAUGACCUUCCUGUAAAAGAAGGGAUAAUUACCAGACCAUCGACACAGAUGCAAGUUUUAAAUGACACUUAUCCGUGGUACUCUACAUAUUCCGAAUUGAUAGAGACAGAAGACAAGCUCAGUCUCGUUUAUGAACAAUUGUCAAAAACUCUUGAUUCUAUUAGCCAACCAAGAGAAACAGUUGUAUUUCAACCGGAACCGUAUAAACGACUGUCUAUACCAGAUUAUGAUCAACACGUUUUAUCAGAUACCUCUGUGACACUGGAAAAAGUACACAAAUUGGCGGAAAUAAGUAAUCAAAUAACGAAGGUUCCGUCUUUUAAACGAGACGAAAUAGAGUCGACACAAACGCAACAACCAGAGAAUACUAUUAAAAUCAGUACGAUAGAAGUUGAUGACGACGGCUUUGUACCUGUUGUUCGUCAUCGAAAACGUACAGUAUCAUCUACACAAGAUAAAUCUGAGCAACUGGAAUCGGCUCAGUUUCGAGAUAAAAAAUCAGUGAUGAUCUCAAGUGAUAUUGAUCUGAAACCGGUCAUCAUUGGCCAUCGACCAACAUUAACUACACCAGCUAGUGAAAUUGUUCAUGAACUAGAAUCAGUGUCAUCAGUAAAACAGCCGCUUACUGCAACAAAAAACAAAAAACAAAAAAAGAAACAUAAACAUGAUAAAGAAGAUAUUUUCUUCGAUGCUCCACAACCGGAAAUAUUACGUGAAUCCGUCUCAGAGAGUACAAUUACACCAUUGUCAUCUGAAACAUCAGCACCACAGCAGACGAAUCUGACUAAGGAUCCUAGUUCAAUGCAAUCACGACCACAUAAACUAAGUGAUUUUGGCGAAAUACCGACUGAUAUAUCGGCACGUGUAAAUUCUGUCAAGCAAGAAAUGGAAGAACUUGACGAACAAUUGAAGCAAGCAAUUCAUAAAAACAAAAAUGAAGAACAAAUGAAUGAUAGAUUGUCCUCAAAUUCAAUACCUACAAGUAAACCUAACGAAACCUUGGAAGAUAAAGAAUAUCAACAGCAGCCAAGUACUCCUGAAUCUGAGACUCAACAAAGUAUCUUAAAAAGUAUUCAACAAACUGUUACCACACCUAUCUUAGCGGUUAGUGAAACAAUACAAAAAAUCGUUUCUGAUGUCGUACCGUUUUCGACGCACAGCACACUCAAAGAUGAAUCACAAGCUUUAGUAAUACCAAAAGAUACAAAUUUGCAACCUUCGAAUGUACAAGUGCAAGAAAAGAAUAAUGAAACCAAUAUAUCUGAAAACUAUGUAGACAAUCAAACUAAUCAAGGAUCUAUUUUUACAAACUUGAAAGAUUCGAUCAGUUCCACUUUGUCUACAAUAAAAAGUGCGGCUACCGAUAUUUUACAACCAACAGACAGCAACGAACCAUCGGAAAACAAAGAUGAUACGCCCAAAUUGGAACAACAGGAAAAAAGAUCAAAGAAAAGCAGAAAACAAAAUAAGAGACCUAUCUUAGACGUAUCACCAACAACUAUCGUACGUCAGGACAAUGGAAAUUUAUCAAGCGAAAAUCCAGCUAUUUUAGAAACGAAAACGGAUCAUUUGUUGUCUUCUGUUCAGUCUGAAAGUCAGAAAAUACCGGAUAAAGAAGUGUCAAUCAUCAAUGAAAACUUCGUAUCCCAAUCCAGUAUGCAAGAAAAAGCCGAUGAAUUAUCCCGCAUGCCAAUACAUUCUGAAACAUUGCUCGAGCGUCCUAAAGAAGUGCUCGAAACAGAAGAAGCCACCUCAGAACACAGAAAUGCAACUUCUCUUCAGCUCGACAACAAUCAUUCCAAAGCUAAUUCAUCUCCUAUCGGACGAAAAUCUGAUAUUAAUGAGCAAGAAUCACUUUUAACGACUCUCAAAAAACAGAUUACAUCCACCGUGUCUACUAUAGCUAGUUCAGUGAUGUCACCACAAGAUUCAAAAGAUGCUGUUAAAAAUGAAGUGUUUCACGAAGUUAGCGCAGCAAAAGAGAAAAAGAACAAAAAAAAUAAAAAACAGAAGAAAGAGUUAGUUUCAGAUCUGUCUACUCCGACCGAUGGUUUAUUAAAUAAAGAAGACUUUAAAUCUGAAAUACUACCUUCUAAAACUGGCAACCAGGAACUCGAAAAAUUACAAGAUGCUCCAUUCUCGUCCGUUUCGUACGAUAAAGUAAAAACCAUGGACACACCAGUAUUAGCGGAAGUAAUUGGAGAAAAUAAUCGACAACAAGUCGACUUAGUCGAUAGUAGUACAAGUAAAAGUGAUGGACAAAAACCUUCAGAUGAGAUCAUCAUCACCACUCAUCAGUCUGAACUACCCUCUUCGAAUAAACGAACGGAUACUUCUGCUAAAAAAACGAAAAAGAAGAAGGUACCCGCAAACACAGAACUGGGCGUAGAAAGCAGUACAAUACAAGACUUAUUACAAAGUCAAGAUAAACAAGAUGCGGUUUCGACAAGUAUAACAAAUAUUAAAGCAGAUGAAGUAAAACGGACUAGUGUAAGCCCAAUGAGUUCUAUAACAGCUACCGAGUCUUUAGAAACACACGUGGCUACGCCUCCUACACAAAGUACUACUUCAACGAUACCUGAACAAUCUCCUGACGACAGUUCAAAAUUUGUAACAACAACGGACGACUCAGAAUGGAAAAUUCAAAACAAGGGAAAAUCAAAAUCAUCGAAGAAGAAAGAUGAAAAACGUUCUUUACCAUUAUCUAUGAAUUUGUCUUCCACUAUUGAUCCAACCCAUAACCAGUUAUCAGAAAAAGUCAGUGAUACGAGAGUUCAAGCUGACUCCGAUGAUGAAUCAACCGUUACGCCUACAAACAGAAUUCAGAUAUCUAGUCCAUCCGAUCACACAUCUGGUAUAGAUGCAACUGUCGUUACCAAAAAAAAUAAAAAGAAGAAGCAAAAAUCUAAGGAAAUAUUAUCUACAAAACUGUCUACUUCUCCAGAGUUUCAAAGUUCUACAAUAACGUCGAAUCUAUCUAAUCAAGAAAAUCAAGCAUUCCCCAAUGAUGAUAUUAAACUUAAAACAAAACCAGCUCCUAGUUCCACAUUACCUAUCAUCUCACAACCAAUGAGUUUACAAUCACAUCUUAAUCAAGAACCAACAAUAAAAACAACAACUACAAUAGCUUCUGAUAAGAAUGGCGACGAACAACAGCUCAGGGAGCACAAUAAACACCUAUUGACAGAUCAGACGACGUACAACGAUGCCCUUCUUCACACGGCAGUUGAAGACGAUAAAUCAGCUUCUAAAUUAUCGAGUGAAACUGAUACAACUGGAGAAAAUGAUAUUAGUUUAUCGUCAUAUCGAGAUGAUUUGGGACGUUUACGUAGAAAAAAGCCAAGAAAACAUACAAUUAGUUCAAGCAAGCAGGAUGAUGAGUUAUCGCAAGACUAUCAGAACUUUGUAACAUCAGCGACAAAAGAUGAUGACAAUGAUGAUGAAAGUCCUGAAAAACAGACAAUUAGUGCACAUUGGGCAGAUGCCAUUGCUGGUGGCGAAGAUCAAUCCUUCGACGAGUUACAAAUGAUGGAUGCCCAUACGAUCGAAAGAAUCGACAAUAGUGAAACAAAUAGUAAAUUCGAUUCUGUUUUACCUGAUUACAUGAAACGUCCAUUUCCGAACCGUUUCCGUAUCGAUAGUGAGCGUUUACCGUCAUAUGAUCGCGAUAUAUCAUCCCCACGUUCCUCUUCAUUAACGGCCGAAAGAAAACCAUUUGAAACUUCUUCAGAAAAAACGCUUCAUUCUAAAAAUACUAUAGCAUCUGAGCACCCGCUAAGACAUGAGUUACUUUUAAAAUCUCGACGAACUACUGAUAUAACGUCCUCACCUUUGUCAACCGGUUCGGAUACAUCAGAAAAUGAAACUAGAAAAAUUAGACAACGCCGUAACAGCAGUGAACGGAGUGAGAAAAGCGAGACUAGUGAUUUACAACUACAACCGUCUCGAAAACAAAAACAACGGCCAAAAAUGUUAAAAAAAGAUGUCGAAGCGAAAACUUUACUCACUCAUGAAUUCGACGACAAUGAAAUAGAUGAUAGGAGAAAUUUGAAAUCGUCUGAGCAAGAAACAUCAGAUAUUGUAUCGUCGAAUAUUGAAGAGGCUUCAACACCACUACUUGAGAAAAUAGCUAAUAAGCUUAAUGAACUAACAGUAAACAUUCCUGAUGUCCUGCCGACCAUCACACCACAGCCACAAGAGGAUAAGACAGCUAUCAAAGAACAACGUAUUGACCAUAUUCCGACAGAUUUGUCCGUGCAAAGUACAAAUGAACCGGUAACAGGCCCUAGUGAACACAAAUCACUUUUUGGUAAUUUAAAAAAUCAAGUGACUUCUGUAUUGUCAUCAACGGCAAGUACAAUCAGCCAUAUUUUACCAUUUACAAACAAAACGCAACUUCAAGAAACACCAUCAACAACAGAGGAUCAGCAACAAGAAGAGUCCCUAAUACUGCGCGAACAGUUAGAAGGUUCACGUUCUGAAUUGCCAAAAUUUGAUUUGAAUAGUAUAAAAAAUGCUGAAGAGCAACUUUACAAGACAAUGCCACAUGUCGACCGCACCUCUACGACUGAAAAAGUAACCUUAACUGACAGCCAAACGACAGAAUCAUCAAAAAACAAAAAGAAGAAAACACGAAAAAGAUCAAAACAAGAUAGUGGACAUGAUGAUUCUGGAAACAUUGAACAAUAUUUUGCUGGUGUAAAAGUACAAAUCGAUUUACCUACAACUGCGCUCAAUGAUAUCUCGGAUCAGUCAGAUUUUCAUAUUAUCAAAUCGAAACAUCGUCAACGUUCAACAUCAGAACUAAGUACAACAUCGUCGAACAAACAACAAGAACAAGAAGAAUCUUUUGCCGAUAAUGAAGAAGACGAAGAUUUCAGUAUCAGACCAUUAAUUAUUGGUAGCAGCACUCAUUCACAAGAUCUUGAACAUUCACAUUUACCUUUAUCGCCAGAAAUUGGGAGUGAGGUACAACAUCCUGCACACCCUAAAAAGAGACGACAACGGAAGAGAAAAAGUACAUCAGGCGAUGACGUUGAAUUUAUUGCUGUAUUACCCUCUGUUUUACAAGGAAACCAGGAUGAACAAGAAGAUUCUGUUCAGAUUGAAUUGGAUGAGAACAAUGUGAAUCAGCCAACAAAGUCGAAUAUUUUGGAAUCUAUACCAUCUGCUACGGAUGAUGCAAGCUCAAGUACAAAAGACGCAAUUAGUUCUAAUAGAGCAUCACAAGAUAACACGAAAAGUGAGGGUAAAACAAUAAAAAACGUCGUUCCUAGUUUACAAGCGUCUUCUAGUAACACUCCGUCCGUCGAUGAAGAAGUUGAAAUUCACAGAGACCAACAGUUAGGUGAAACAAGUGUACAGUCCACCGAUCUAUUAGACAGAAUGCAAGAUGCAGUUUCGACAGUAACAGACAGACUUAAUCAAACUACCAAUCAGUCACUGGCAGAUACACAACCACAGACAAAAUUAGAUGAAGACACCAAGGAUGAAGAAAAAAGUGGUUUCUUUGAACAGCUAAAACCAGUUCAUGGCUAUCAUUCCUUCACACCCAAUAAAUAUCAGUAUGAACCACUUAAUCAAACUACAACUACUAUUGAUGAUGUACAAAAAAAAGGUCUAAAGUACGAAUCCGGUGAUGCUAUUUUAGCCAGAGGUUUCGGUAAAUGGUUGCAAGAGGGCAGAUCGAUGAUAAAUGAGACAACAAAAUCCAUAACGAAAACAACAAGUGGUUUAACAUCAGCAACGCAAUCUCUAACAAUCAAACCUAAAUCGUCCAAUGAUGACGAAGAAGAAACAGACAGUGCUCUAAUCACAUCCAAAUCAUCAUCUAAAAAGGAACCAUCCUAUAUUUCGGAAGAGAAACGUAUUCAUGAAACAAGUGGUUAUGCUGUAAAUCACCCGGGUGCUUCCAAUUGGUUUAACACUGUUCAAUGGAACAAUACCACCCGACAGUCUCCACCCGAUCACGAUGACAAAAAUAAACAGCAAAAACAGGAUGAAACGCGAAACACCGAACAUAAUGGAGAAGUUCAACAGCGUCCACCAACAGUUGAUAGUCAGGCAUCAACGUUCGAAGAAAGACAAGCUCAUCUAAAUAAUUUAAGUCAAAUAAACGAUGAUACUUUAGGACUAAAAUUUCAUGGCUUAGAAAGUAGUUCGACCUCUUCACAAUCGUCUUCUUCCUCCAAAAUUUGGGAUCCAAUAAAAGGCUUAAAUUCACUCGAUACUCUACCGUCAACCAGUACAAAAACAGAAACCUCGUUUUCUCCUGAUGAUGUUCAACGUUGUCUUGGUGAAGAUUUUUAUCGAGAAGCUAUCGAAGAAAAAGUUUUUGAUUCAAAUCAAGAAUUCAACGACAUGGAGCAGCCAAACGUUAGUGAACGAUUGUCUCUAAAUAAUACAACAAAUGAUAAUAAAAAACGAACAGUGACAACAAAAGUGGUUGAAGUACGCAGAAAAGGUAAACAACGAAAACUAGAUGAUGAUAAUACAAAAUCACUCUUAAGUGGCAUUAUUUUAGAGCCAGCAUCUGCAUCGAUGAACAUAAAUAAAAAUGAGGAUGACAUCGCUGACUUCGAAAAUAUUAAUAAUAACAAUAAUAACAAUCCAAUCGAUACACGUGGUCUCAGUUUUGACGAAGGUACUCACUUUGUUGCCAAACAGGGACGCUCUGCAUCCGUGACAGAUAGUACUACUUCUUGGGAAGUAAAUCGACAAGAUACAGAUUAUUCUUAUGCUCUAAUAAUCGACGAUGAUACCUAUAUGGACAUUCCAGUACGUCAACACGAAAAUAAAGAGCAACCAUUGUUAUCAAAAUUUAUCAAUAAUGAUUCGAAUUCUAUAGACCAACAUUCAAACAGUAGUAAUCAAUAUGGUGAUUUUACUAUUAACGAUGAUAAUGAAAUAAUGCCGAUAACUCAAUUUUAUCCAUCUAUGAUCGAUAGUGUAGGAGGACGUUUCACUGGUAUUUUAUCGACAGAUGAUAGUUUUUUAUCGACUGGACUUAUUAACAAUGUCGAACCAGGCCCCAUUAACUCUUAUUCUAAUAGGCGAAAACCAUCCGACUCAUUAAAAUCAUUUAACAUUAGGAGAAAAAAUCAUCAGAAAAAAUAUAUUAUUAAUGAUCAAGAUGAUGAAAUUUAUCUUAACGAUACUAAUGGCGUCUAUAGACGUAGGCGACCGACAUUGUCAACAGUUAACCAAACAAAUUCCUAA
Messenger RNA from Didymodactylos carnosus, 8400 nucleotides. Lineage: Eukaryota; Metazoa; Rotifera; Eurotatoria; Philodinida; Philodinidae. The record is from the annotation of a GenBank genome assembly.